Prorocentrum cordatum is the source of this 2265-nucleotide messenger RNA. Lineage: Eukaryota; Dinophyceae; Prorocentrales; Prorocentraceae. The record is from the annotation of a GenBank genome assembly.
GGGUGAUCUUGGAGCCGUCUUGGGGGUCGCCUGCGCCGCCCUGGGUGCAGCCUGGGAGCUUCCGCCGCCCUUCUGGCUCAAGCAUUCGUUCACUGGCAGCGCCGCACGAGGCGCCGGGCACCACCCCCGACCCCUGACCUCGGCAAUGGCGGCGGCGGCGCCCCAGCAGCAGGCCGGUCGCGGCCUCGCGGAGCGGCGCUGCGAGCGCACGAGCCGUCGCACCAGGACGUGGCCGUUGGCCGCAGGCCACGGACCUUUCCCCGAGCCCGACGAGGCCACGAUGUGUCCGUCGAGGUGCGCGUCCAAAGAGACGGUCACCGCCGAUCAGGAGCUGUCCACCGCCAGCUCGGCGGCCACAGCUGACUGCAGCAGCAGCUCGGAGGGCGGCCCCAAGCAUGGCGUGGGUGCGUGCAGUUUCAGUUCCGUGGGGAAUACAGACAGCGAGGGCAGUGAUUACGACUCCAGCAGCGGCGCCAGCUGCGUGGUCAAGAAUGCGAAUUGGGCGGACUGGACGGACCUGGAGCUUAGGCCUGACGUCGGACGAGGUGGGCAGGUGACCCGAGGCACUGGUGUGCUCCAGCAGAGGGCGGACAAGUCGGAGCUGCAGGCCUGGACCAGGGCCAUCUGCGAGGAGCCUGCUGAGGCGGCCCCCCCGAUGCACGCCAGGAAGUACGCCGUCCCUAACUCGCGCUGCAGGGCUGCAUGGGCGCCCCAGCAGUCCCAGCCGCUCACGGCCAGCCCGCAGUUGUUAAUCCCGAACAGGCGGGUGUCCAGCAGCAGCGCCGACGCUCGAAGCGAUGGUGGAGCCUCUCCCAUGGGCGACGGCACCAACCGCAGUGCAGGUGGCCGCCCGACGAAGGGGAAGGCUGCUGGCAUCAUCCCCCAGCCUGGCAAGGUGACCACGCUGAUGGUGCGCAACUUGCCCCCCACGCUGAAGCAGCACGACUUCGUUCUGGAGCUCAACGCCACUGGCUUCGAGGACACCUUCGAUAUCUGCUACAUCCCCAGGGAUUUCUCUUCCGGGCUUUGCAAGGGGUACGCAUUCGUGAAUUUCAAGCAGGCCGCCGAUGCAUCCCGCUUCCGCGCCACCUGGCACCGCACGGAGCGAUUUGGCUGCCACGAGCAGCUCGUGGACGUGUCCCCAGCUCACACCCAGGGCUACGAAGCCAACGCCGCGAAGGCCAAGUGUGCCCAUGUGGCCAAGGUUCGGAAUCCAGACUUUCGCGCGCUCAUCAUCAGCAAGGACCAGGCUGCCGAUCCGCCGUCGCCCGUCGGCUCGCCGUGCAGCGCAGAGCUCGGCAGGCCGACGCGCGCGCCGCCUGGCCCGGCCAUCAGCUUGAGCCCAGCAGCCCUCAGCACGCCACUGGGACGCGGCGCGACGCCGUUGCCAGGGAACUCCCGGGAGGCUCCUUGCCCUGAGGCGGGCGAUCGCGUCGUGGGGUUUGCACGGCCGGCGCCGCAGGAGCUCCUCGGGACCCGCAGCGCCUUCCCGGCGCCGCCCCACUUGCAGCACCAUCUGCCGCAGCGCCCGCUGGCAACCAGCCCAGCCAUCGUGCCCCACCUGGUGCCAGCCGGUGUCUCCGUCAUGGUCGUCAUGUUGGUGGGCAGCCCCCAGCACAGCAUGUUCCAGGAGAGCCCGGCGAUUCAGAUGACCUCGACGCCGAACUACAGCAGCAGCGCUGCUCGGUGAACGGCACCCUCGAAUAGAGCGCGCCCCAGUACAUAUCCCUGGGCACGGCGUGUUGCAUGCAAUCAAGUGCGGCAAGUUGGUUCGUGUCUCGACCUCGAUUUUCUCAUCGCUCUGCCCACUCUAAGUCGCCUCCCCUUCUCUCAUCGUCCUUCCUCCACCUCCUCCUUUCAGGAUGCCUCAUAUGCACGCGCACAUGCCGAAAGAAGCGUUCGACGCCCGUCUUUGCAUGACACGUUGUUCUGGGUAUUGAUGUGUGUACCUCCUUCCCGCAUUCAGGAAAGGGCUGCGUAGACCAUCAGUGUCCGGGUCCCAGCGCGUGCACGAGGAUGUACAGCGCCUUCCUGGUUGACUUGUUUGACUUUCAGGUGCGAGCGUCAUCGCGCUUCUCGCAGUACGAGUUCUUCUGGCGGCGACCUAGGCGGCUGAGCCAAUCUUGUAGGUCAUGGGUUGCAUCGCUGCCCACACGCUUUGCGAUAGUUCGCGCCGUGCUUGAAUGGCUGGUGCAUUCAUUUCUCCGUCGGCAGCAGCGGCACAACGCGGCCAUGUCAGCCGGCACGAAUCUCAGGGGGACGGGG